Mycotypha africana is the source of this 303-nucleotide messenger RNA. RefSeq lists its product as uncharacterized. The transcript has 2 exons. NCBI's taxonomy places the organism in Eukaryota, Fungi, Mucoromycota, Mucoromycetes, Mucorales, Mycotyphaceae. The record is from RefSeq and is a predicted model, not a curated record. The annotation marks the transcript as partial.
GUAAAGUCAAGGGCUCAUUUCCUUGAUAGGGGCGUAUCUUUGUGCUGCUUACAGAUCGGUUUUGAUGGUUUAGUUGGUUUUAUACCCGUGGUGGGCGAUUUCAUAGGUGUCUUAUUAUCUUUACAGCUUGUCUAUAUGUGCAUGCAAGCUAACUUACCAAAGGAGUUAGUAUCAAGAAUGAUCUUGAAUGUUGCUAUUGACUUUAUGGUGGGCUUCGUGCCUGGAAUUGGCGAUGUUCUAGAUGUCCUGUAUAAAUGCAAUACCAAGAAUGCCUUAUUAUUCGAAAACUACCUAUUGCGAAGA